This is a messenger RNA of Wasmannia auropunctata (little fire ant), 7219 nucleotides long. Its product is annotated as inositol hexakisphosphate and diphosphoinositol-pentakisphosphate kinase 2. Gene Ontology annotation, biological process: inositol phosphate biosynthetic process; inositol metabolic process. Lineage: Eukaryota; Metazoa; Arthropoda; Insecta; Hymenoptera; Formicidae. The transcript has 31 exons. Gene Ontology annotation, cellular component: cytosol. The record is from RefSeq and is a predicted model, not a curated record. Bases 460 to 5685 code for a protein of 1741 amino acids. Gene Ontology annotation, molecular function: diphosphoinositol pentakisphosphate kinase activity; 5-diphosphoinositol pentakisphosphate 1-kinase activity; inositol hexakisphosphate kinase activity.
CCGCUGUGCGUCAAGAUUCGAUCUCGUGGGUGGCACAUGCCGCCGCCGACCCGACGACGAUCCGUGCGACGUCAACAGAGAGAGAGAGAGAGAGACGCGAAUUCAAAACGGCCCGGAGAGUAGCCGCGAGUGGUCGCGAGUCAGCCGGAGUCGUCGUACGUGUCACGUUGCGAGUCACGUGCGGGCCGUAAUUGUCGCGUUCCCGUGGCGGGCGUACGCUCGCUGGGAAAACAACACGCAACGUCGCGAACGUCGUCUCGCUCGAGGAGGGAACGUUCCUGUAAACGUCCGUACUGCGUUGUAAAUUGCGGACUGGAGACCGAAAAAAAAAACGCUAGUUCUGGCUCGUGAGAGAGAGAGAGGAACCCUUUCAGUCAGCACGGGACGACGUUAAGUCUGACAUAAAGAGCACGUGAAAACACAGGUUGUUUAUAUCUUAUCAAUGAGACCGGGUCUGACAUGUCUUACACUGAACUGGAACAUGGUUACCAAGGUCUCAGGAAUGCGAGCAGACCGAUGUUCUACAUAGGGGACAUAAAUACAGUGCAGCCGUCUGUUAUUCCCUCGCUCUACCGCUCGUCGAAAAGACCCGAAUUAUCAGACGGCACGCAAGAUGAUGCUUAUAUGGGCGGGAGUGAUGUGGAAGGAGAGGGAAAGCAAGUCCUGGUUGGGAUAUGCGCAAUGGCGAAGAAGUCUCAGAGUAAACCGAUGAAAGAGAUUUUAACAAGGCUCGAGGAAUUCGAGUACAUAAAAAUUGUCGUCUUCCCAGAAGAAGUGAUAUUGAAGGAACCUGUAGAAGACUGGCCUAUAGUCGACUGCUUAAUAAGUUUCCACAGUAAAGGCUUUCCCCUUGAUAAAGCUAUAAGUUAUGCGAAUUUACGUAAACCGUUUAUCAUCAAUCAUCUCCCGAUGCAGUACGAUAUUCAGGACCGAAGAAGAGUUUAUGCUAUACUGGAAAGCGAGGGCAUCGAAAUUCCGCGGUAUGCCGUUCUCGACAGAGAUUCACCGGAUCCGAAACAGCACGAAUUGGUGGAGUCGGAGGAUCACGUGGAGGUGAACGGUGUUACUUUCAACAAACCAUUCGUGGAAAAACCAGUAUCCGCCGAAGAUCAUAAUAUCUAUAUUUACUAUCCUACUUCGGCUGGCGGUGGAAGUCAGAGAUUAUUUAGAAAGAUAGGUAGCCGUAGUAGCGUAUAUUCUCCAGAAUCUCGCGUACGCAAGAGCGGCUCUUAUAUCUAUGAAGAUUUUAUGCCUACCGAUGGCACCGACGUUAAAGUUUACACCGUGGGGCCUGAUUACGCUCACGCCGAGGCGAGGAAGAGCCCCGCUCUGGACGGCAAAGUCGAGAGAGAUUCGGAGGGCAAGGAAAUACGUUAUCCGGUGAUAUUGAACAACGCCGAGAAACUCAUUAGCAGGAAGGUAUGUUUGGCCUUCAAGCAAACGGUGUGCGGCUUCGAUUUACUAAGGGCAAACGGCCAGUCGUUCGUGUGCGACGUGAACGGAUUUAGUUUUGUAAAGAACUCGAACAAGUAUUACGAUGACUGUGCCAAGAUCUUGGGGAAUAUGAUACUUAGGGAACUGGCUCCAACGUUGCAUAUUCCGUGGAGCGUUCCCUUCCAACUGGACGAUCCUCCUAUCGUGCCAACCACGUUUGGCAAAAUGAUGGAAUUGCGCUGUGUCGUGGCAGUUAUUAGGCAUGGUGACAGAACCCCAAAGCAGAAGAUGAAAGUAGAAGUGCGUCAUCCGAAAUUUUUUGAGAUAUUUGCAAAGUACGAUGGCUACAAGCACGGACAUGUCAAGCUAAAACGGCCUAAACAACUGCAAGAGAUUCUCGAUACAGCGCGUAGUUUACUAGCGGAAAUACAGCAUCGAGCGGCGGGACCCGAGUUGGAAGAAAAACAAGGGAAAUUGGAGCAACUCAAGAGUGUCUUAGAAAUGUAUGGACAUUUCUCUGGCAUAAAUCGCAAAGUCCAAUUAAAGUAUCAACCGCGAGGACGACCGCGGGGAAGUUCUUCCGACGACGGUAGCGAUCUUAACCGACUAGGGGAGCCGUCUCUCGUUCUGAUAUUGAAAUGGGGCGGAGAACUGACGCCGGCCGGACGUAUUCAGGCGGAGGAAUUGGGACGCAUAUUCCGCUGCAUGUACCCCGGUGGUCAAGAGGAAGAAUCAGAGAUGUUACCAAACCACGGUGAAUACGCAGGUGCGCAAGGAUUGGGUUUGUUACGCCUGCACUCCACGUUUCGCCACGACUUGAAGAUCUACGCCAGCGACGAGGGACGCGUUCAAAUGACCGCGGCGGCCUUCGCGAAGGGACUGCUCGCGCUGGAGGGAGAGCUGACGCCUAUCCUGGUGCAGAUGGUGAAAAGCGCGAAUACCAAUGGCCUUCUGGACAACGAUUGCGACAGUAGCAAAUAUCAGAAUAUGGUAAAAACGCGCUUGCACGAGCUGCUGCAGCAGGACAGAGAAUUCACCCGGGAGGAUCGUGAGCAGAUCAAUCCGGGAAACGCGCUUAGCAUCAACGCCGCUUUGGACUGCGUCAAGAACCCGGUCAGGUGCUGCCAGCACGUUCACACGCUCAUCCAGAAGCUCCUGGACAUCGUGCGAAUCAAGAAGGAGGAUCCGAAGACGAAGGACACGAUACUCUAUCACGGCGAAACGUGGGAGCUGAUGGGUCGUCGCUGGGGAAAGAUAGAAAAGGACUUUUGCACGAAGAACAAACGUUUCGACAUAUCUAAAAUUCCCGAUAUUUACGAUUGCAUAAAAUACGACCUGCAGCACAACAAUCAUACGUUGCAGUUCGAACACGCGGAAGAGUUGUACACGUACGCUAAGUCUCUGGCGGACAUAGUAAUACCUCAGGAAUAUGGUUUGACGGUACAAGAGAAACUGACUAUCGGUCAGGGUAUAUGCACGCCUUUAUUGAAGAAAAUAAGGGCUGAUCUACAACGAAAUAUCGAGGAAUCUGAGGAGACUGUUAAUAGGCUUAAUCCUAGAUAUUCCCACGGUGUCUCGAGUCCGGGACGCCACGUACGUACGAGGCUGUACUUCACAAGCGAGAGUCAUGUACAUUCCUUGCUGACCGUGUUACGUUAUGGUGGUUUACUCGACAUGGUGAAAGAUGAGCAGUGGCGGCGCGCAAUGGAAUACGUCAGUAUGGUCUCCGAGUUGAACUACAUGUCGCAAAUUGUCGUUAUGUUGUACGAGGACCCGACCAAGGAUCCAUGCAGCGAGGAGCGCUUUCAUGUUGAGCUGCACUUCAGUCCCGGCGUUAACUGUUGCGUGCAGAAGAACUUGCCGCCUGGUCCCGGAUUCAGACCGCACUCGCGCAAUGAGAGCAGUCAUAACGUGGGGGAGAGCGGUGGGUCUGGUCAGGACACCAGUUCACAAUGUAGCACCCGCAUAGAGGAGGAAGAUGCGGAAUUGGGUAUUAUCGAGGAUGAUCUAAAUACCACGGCGCAAGCUGUGAGUACCAGUUUGCUUAUAGAUCGCAUAGUUAAAGAUACGCCCCCGCCAUUAACCGAAACGGACACUGUGGACUCCAUGUUGGACAGUCCAACGACCAGCCGUGGGAUCGACAUGAUGGAUUUGGAUCCGAAUAUGAUGGACGAACCGUACGAUAGCGGAUUUUUGCAGAGCUCGGCACCGAUUCCCAUCAGCGCCAGAACCGUGGCUGGACAUGAAGCUGCGAGACUUAGCAGCCAACUGGCGGCGAGUCAGCGACAACGGCGAAGCAGGGAGGUGGGGAGCAUCGUGGAACCGCGCGCGCGAAGCUACGACCAUCAGCGGCAAGAAAAACCCGAGAAAGCUGCGGACAAGCUGCAGUAUCAGAGCUUGGACGCGGUCAACAAGGAAGCCGCGGGGUCAACGCCGGAGGAAUCCCGCGACGAGAAACACACGUGGAAGUCGGCGACGCUGCUGCAGUCGCACAGCUCGCCGGAGCUACCGGUCUCGUCGGACGAGAGCUUCGCUUCCUCGUGCUCGCUUCGCAAUGCGCGCAACGAUAGACAGCUAUCCGCCAACCCUUGCUCGUUGCCCGAUCCGUCGUCGUCGUACGCGACCGUCAGCGGCCUGCCACCAGUGCGGACUACCACCGGGUACCGUGGCCGCGGCAGAAAGUACGAACGCUCGCACUCCGAAGUGACCUUGCUCUCAUCCGUCGAACUGUGCGACACGCGAUCGCGGAUCAUUCAACCUGAUCCUACCUGCACAGCAAGGCGCCACCGUCACAGUAUCUCCGGACAGAUGAGUUAUUUCAAGCUGCUGGGCUACAGUGUCAGCAAGAAACUCACUGGCUCGGCCAACAGCCUCUUCAGCACCGCCGUGAUAAGCGGCUCCUCGAGCGCGCCGAACCUGAAGGACAUGGUACCACCUCAUGCGUCUGCGGUCGCCGCGAUUGAAGGCUUCGGCGGGGUGCCCCCCAUCAGGCCGCUGGAAACACUGCACAACGCGUUGUCGCUACGUCAACUGGACUCCUUCCUGGAGAUGAUGACCACGGCGCCGUUGUACAGGACCCCGGCCUCGUCGCCACCCAAAUCGUCGCCGGCCGGAUCGACGCACGAGUCGCUGAAUCCGCCCCUCGUCCACGCCGGGAUCAGUCGCGAGUAUCACUCUUCCGACGCGGAAGCUGUCAGGUACAUUAUGCCGACACCGAUACAGUAUAAGCCUCUCGGCGAAGCGGAAACGUGUCAUACCGGGAAUCUACCGUCACCUACUAGCCCGAACAGCACGGGAUGGAGUAGCGAGCCGCAGUCUUUUCUGUCCUCCGAGCCGUCGUCACCUGCGCCAACGUCGACCGGCGAAUGCAGUAUGUCUAUAAGUUUAAUCAGCAACGAGAGUGCUCAACUGUUUAUCGCGCCGAAAUUCUCCCCGACCUCUUGCCUGGACGUCGACUUUAACGAAUUUUGUAUUCGUCUCGAUCAAGAGAAUCGCGAGAGUCGCGGCAGCGUCUCAUAUACGGAUUAUUACAGCAACGAGGACGGCCAGAUACGCAAAAUAACGCAAAUACCGCAAGUGAUACAGUCGGGCGCCGGCGGCGCGCAGACGAAGCUCGUGUGCGGCGACGACGUUCCCUGCGACAAUCUCGACGAAGACGAGGAUCACACGUUGACUUUGAAACAGAGCGAGGAGCAAAAGAAGCAGGACCUUAAAUCGAUAUUCGAGCAGAGGGACGACGUUAAUCCCGCGAAAUUAAGCGGCAGCUACAAGAAGAUCGGACGUUUCGUGGUGGAAAGCACGGAUAUAUCGCACGGCGACGUGCGAAUCAGGGACAUCAAGGACACCGACAAGGACGCCGGUACUUCCGACAAAGCGAAACUCUCUACCUCUCAGAAAUCCGACACCUCGAGCACGGGUAAAUCUUCCGUCGCGGAAAGGACAAAGAGGGACUCGAAAAAGAGCGGCGGCGGCUCGCACGUCAGUUCGCCGAAGCGAAAGAACUUCUCUCGCUCGCAGAGCGUCACGACGCCGAAGCAGGUCGCGCCGAAUCCUGAGGCGACUUACAGCUACACGAGGCAGAGCUCGUUCUCGACCAUGUCGGACGCGGAUCUGGAAAGCUGGAAACUGAGCGCGGAGUCCUCGAGAACGAGCCAGCAGGAGGAGGAACCUAUACUCACCGUGGCCAGCAGUCUCACGGAUAGCUCUAAUGUUACCGUGGGCUUCGACGUUAAAGAGGAGGAAAAGAACUAGAUCGCGAAUUAAUUUACUCUGAGAUGUUUUUUGACACCCACGUGAUAUUAGGUCUGUUCUUACUACGUAGCAUUUUAUGCUACUAAAGUUUUAGAAGGAUAGAGUUUCCUAGCGUGAGAAAGGUAUUAAAAUACAGCAAGUAUUAAGCAGAGGGCAAGACAGUCAUAUUGAUGUUUCGUAGCAUUACUCACUAAGGCUGAUAAAAGUAUAACAACCAGGACCAGAGUCGUUCGACUAGAGAGAGAGUUUUAACUAAUAGCGGAACUUUUAAAAACCCCGUCUCCUUCCAACCCUGAUUAUACAAAUGAGAUAUUAAAUCAAAUAAAGACGAUAUAUAUUCUUGUUUUAGCUCGAGGAGGAUAUUUCUAGAAAGCGAUUAAUCUCUCGCUCUGUGACUUAAAAAGAAUAUAUUUUAUCAAUACAGAUAGAAUAAUUACGUUAGUUUACCACCCUAAAUGAAGUAGCAAGCGAUUUAGAAUGUUAUGAGUCUUUUGUAACAAAAAGAUCAACGAAUUGCUCGACUGAUAAUAGUGAGAGAGAAAAAUUAAUCCUUUUAAAUAAAAUUUAAAUAAAAUCCUUUUACUUACAUAUCAUUAUCUGCGCGCUUUAAUUUGUUUUUGAUUUUACAUAUUUACAUGUUUAGAUUAUUAAUAUAAUUUUUUGUGAGGGUCUGUUUUAAAAGAAAUUGAUAAGCAAUUUUAAUUAAGUGAAUUGACGAUACAUUUUCGAUCGCUUAUUUUAAGAUUCUUAAACAAAUAACGUUUCGCGCAGCAAUAUUCUUUAGGAUCAUCGCUAUUGACUGUGAAUCGUAAUUACGCGCGUAGAAGAUUACCUCUUUCCUAAAGAGAUUACCGCAGAUGUACAAAUGCUAUGUAGAUAAACAUAGCCAUUAUACGUGUGCUUCACUUAAGUUUAAGGAUGACUAAAUAGAAGAAGAGAAGGGCGGAGGAAAAAAGUACGUGUGAUCGGGAAAGAUGUAGCUUAGAAAGAAAUGUAAAAAUGUACUUUACUGCAUUUUUUCUGUUCUUUUCAACCGAGAUACGUUACAUUAGUUUUUUAAAUUAAUAGUCAGAUAUUCCUGAAGUUACCGAAAGAGACUGAAAAUUCAUGUAUACCCUAGCUAACGCUGUUGAAUAACAACGAAAAUAUCCAUUAGACAUCUUAUUUCGUACGGCUGCGUAUGUAGGAGGACAUUACGUUCCUUACAUUCCCCCCCCCCCCCCGUGUAUAGUGGUAAAUAUUGGAGAGAAGGAUUUUAUCCGAGCCAAAGAAAAUACUGGUUAAGACGAUACAAAUAUAAGCUUGAAGUUGCACGAACGAAUAUCCCAAGUGUUCAUGGACACUUGACACGCGCGGCUUCCGAUAUUGCGAACCAGUACAGAGAAUAUGUAAUAAUUAUUAACUGCAAAUUAGUCGUACUUAUAAAAUAGUAAACUGCGUGCUCAUAGAUACGCGAAAUAUAUGUAUGUAAAUAUAUAUAUCUAUGUUACGAAUGUUUUAAUAAAACAACCUGAAAAGGAACUUGUUCGUUUAG